CUUCAAGGCCCCAAAUGAAAGUUGAACGCGGGUUUAGUACGUACACUCAUUGACGUUGUAAAAAUGUUGUUAUUAUCAUAAAGUUGUUCCACUUGGGUACGAUGUAGAGAAAAUAUACCGAAUGCGUUGUUUAUUUCGGCCGCUGUCGUGCUUUAUGACGCAUUAAAACGUUGACGAGAGGGAGUUUUGUUGACAUGUAGCUUAGCAUGCUAGCCUUUGUUUAUGUUGGUGAAGUAGUUCAUCAUUUGCACUUUAAUCAAAUGUGCAUUAGGUAAGAGAUCGUUACUGCAUAUUAUGUUCUCGAAAAAACAGACCUGGACUCAAACAGGGUUAUUUUGUGUUUGUUACUCUUUCAGUUGAAAUGGAAACAGAAACUGAUUCAUAAGGAGUCACUGAAUCAUAAGGAGUCACUGAUUCAUAAGGAGAAACCGAAUCAUAAGGAGAAACCGAAUCAUAAGCAGUCACUGAAUCAUAAGGAGAAACUGAAUCAUAAGAAGUCACUGAUUCAUAAGGAGAAACUGAAUCAUAAGGAGAAACCGAAUCAUAAAGAGAAACUGAAUCAUAAGGAGUCACUGAAUCAUAAGGAGAAACUGAAUCAUAAGGAGAAACCGAAUCAUAAGGAGUCACUGAAUCAUAAGGAGAAACAGAAUUUUGUUUUCCUGAUCCAAGAUUCAAAGAUCCAGAGAUUAUUUGACUCGGGCAUGAUUUGUCUCAGUUAGCCAGGGAAAAAUUCAAGAUCAUCAUUAACUUCAAGAUCAUCAUUAAGUGAAAAAGAGAUCAACUUCAGCCAUGAAGAAGAGGAGUCUCAAUGCAGCAAAAGAGGCACCGAAGUGGAAGAAGGCCAAAAGAGACGAGGCCAGCUCUGAUGAAGAUGAUGAAUCAUCACAGAGAACCACAAGCCACGAUUCCAGUCAGAGCGAGUCUCUCAGUGAUGCUGAAGAUCAGAGACCCAGUUUCUCCAAACCAUCAGCAUCCCAGAAUGCCUCAAGCAGCGAAGCCUCUCAGAGCGACACCAAAUUCUCGAUGUACAACAGCGUGUCCCAGAAGCUCAUGGCUAAAAUGGGAUUUAAAGAAGGUGAGGGUUUGGGAAAGUUUGGUCAGGGCAGAAAAGAGAUCGUGGAGGCGUCUACGCAGCGUGGGAGGAGGGGUCUCGGCCUCAUGUUGGAGGGAUUCGAGGGAGAUCUCAACGUCGACUGGAAGGACGAACCUGAGCCUAGUGCUUUUGAAGAAGUAUCCUGGUUCCCAGAGUGUACAACAGAAAUGCCAGACUCUGAGGAGCUGAGAGACUGGAUGACUAUAGGCAAGAGGAAAAUGAUGAUCGACGACGAGACAGAGUUCUGUUCAGAGGAGCUGCUACACCUGCUGCUACGCUGCAAGAGUGUGUUUGAUGAUCUAGAGGGUGAAGAAAUGAGGCGAGCUCGUACACGGUCCAACCCGUACGAAACAAUACGAGGAGCUUUCUUCCUCAACAGAGCUGCGAUGAAGAUGGCGAACAUGGACCAUGUGUUUGACUAUAUGUUCACCAGUCCAAAGGACUCCCAAGGGAAGCCCCUGUUCCGUGACCGAGAGAGCGAGCUGCUUUAUUUCGGGGACGUGUGCGCCGGGCCUGGAGGAUUCUCCGAGUAUGUUCUGUGGCGGAAACGUUGGCAUGCAAAAGGCUUCGGCAUGACUUUGAAAGGAGCCAACGAUUUUAAACUGGAGGACUUCUACUCGGCCCCCAGUGAACUCUUUGAACCUUACUAUGGUGAAGGCGGGAUUGAUGGUGAUGGUGACAUCACGCGACCUGAGAACAUCAGUGCGUUUCGUAACUUCGUCCUUGAGAGCACAGAAAAGCGAGGCCUCCAUUUCCUCAUGGCUGACGGGGGUUUCUCAGUAGAGGGGCAGGAGAACCUGCAGGAGAUCCUGAGCAAGCAGCUUCUCCUCUGUCAGUUCCUCACCGCUUUAUCUGUCGUCCGUACAGGAGGCCACUUUGUGUGUAAGACCUUCGACUUGUUCACACACUUCAGUGUGGGUCUGAUCUAUCUGCUGUAUCUCUGCUUCGAGAGAGUGUCGCUCUUCAAACCGCUUACCAGCAGACCUGCCAACUCCGAGAGGUACGUGGUGUGUAAGAAUCUGAAGCCAGGCUCUGAUGCAGUCAGAGAUUACCUGUUCAAGGUGAACCUGAAGCUCAAUCAUCUCCGGCAGUCGGACAGCGACGUCACAGACUUGGUGCCUCUGGAGAUCAUCAAAGGAGACACGGACUUCUACCAGUACAUGGUGGACUCCAACGAGCGUCAUAGUUCUGUACAGAUCAAAGCUCUUGCUAAAAUCCACGCCUAUGUGAGAGACACGACGCUGUCAGAGACGAGGCAAGCUGAUAUCCGCAAGGAAUGUCUCAGACUAUGGGGGAUUCCUGAUCAAGUCAGAGUGGCACCUUCUUCCUUAGACCCCAAGUCCAAGUUCUACGAGCUCAUAAAAGGCUCAGAGGUCGACAGCUUUAACUCUCGGCCCACACCCCUCAACCACAAAACUCUGGACAAACUGCAGCAUGUGUUGGACCACCGGUGCAUCGUUGGAGGAGGGGAACAGAUUUUUCUCCUGGCGCUCGGGAAAUCUCAGAUCUACACAUGGGAUGGUAAAUCUCCUGUGCGCUGGAGGAAGCUGGAGAACUUUAAACUGGAGCUGCCCAGAGACACACUGCUGAGUGUGGAGAUUGUUCAGGAGCUGAAGGGAGAGGGUAAAGCCCAGCGUAGGAUCAACGCCGUUCAUGUCCUGGAUGCUCUGGUUCUCAAUGGCACUGAUGUAAGAGACCAGCACUUCAACCAGAGGAUUCAGAUGGCAGAGAAGUUUGUGAAAGCUGUGUCUAAACCCAGCCGGCCCGACAUGAACCCUAUUCGAGUAAAGGAGGUGUAUCGGUUAGAGGAGAUGGACAAGAUCUUCGUCAGAUUGGAGAUGAAGGUGACGAAGAGCUCAGGCGGAAUGCCGCGCCUGUCCUACACGGGCCGAGACGAUCGCCACUUCCUGCCCAGCGGCCUUUACAUCAUCAAAACAGUCAGAGAUCCGUGGACGAUGGCCUUCAGUAAGAGCUCCAUGAAGAAAUUCUUUUACAACAAACAGACGAAACAGUCCACCUACGUCAUGGAUCCAGGUGCUAUAGCACCUUUCGACGUAUGUCAUCAAGAAAGGUUAUUUUGGGCCUGGGAGGAAGGGGUCAGAGUUCACGACUCGCAGAACCGCGUCGAUCCUCAGAAACUCUCCAAGGACAACGUGCUGUCGUUUAUCCGCAAACACAGCCAUCAGUGGGAGAGCCGCGACGGCGUGUGAAGCCUCCCGUCACAAACAGAGGGCGCUGUUGUUUGCAGAAGAGGAAACGUAGUGAUGGACAUGGACACAAGACUUUCCUUCUGUGUUCAAAUUAAAACCGCAGAGUUAAAGUAUAAUUUAUUUUACAGCCAGUAAACAUUAUACGUGUGAGGUAUUUACACAGAAUAUAGACGGUUGCGGUGCUUAGGCUUGUUAAAUCAGAUCUACUAAUACACUUCUCAUUAGGUGAUAGACUGCAUGAGCAAUAGGACACUCCGUAUCCUCUUCUGUACGCUCGCUGUCGCCUUCCUCUCCCUUCGUGCCGAUUUGUCGGCUUGUAAAUGUUGUUCGAACGAGGCAAAGGUGUUUCACGGGCUCCAUUCCUGCUUGUGAAGAAGCUUGAUAAUGUUUAAAAAGUAAAUAAAUGAAAAUUUCUCCUGGA
This is a messenger RNA of Tachysurus vachellii, 3724 nucleotides long. It is a transcript of the gene cmtr1, whose product is annotated as cap methyltransferase 1. Gene Ontology annotation, cellular component: cytoplasm; nucleus. Lineage: Eukaryota; Metazoa; Chordata; Actinopteri; Siluriformes; Bagridae. The coding region runs from base 790 to 3303 and encodes 837 amino acids. Gene Ontology annotation, biological process: 7-methylguanosine mRNA capping. Gene Ontology annotation, molecular function: nucleic acid binding; methyltransferase cap1 activity. The transcript is spliced from 24 exons. The record is from RefSeq and is a predicted model, not a curated record.